Molecule: messenger RNA, 778 nt
Organism: Pelecanus crispus (Dalmatian pelican)
Lineage: Eukaryota; Metazoa; Chordata; Aves; Pelecaniformes; Pelecanidae
Source: RefSeq, a predicted model, not a curated record
GAUUUGAUACCAGCAUUUUGCCAAUUUGCAAAGACUCCCUUGGCUGGAUGUUUAACAGGCUUGAUACGAACUAUGACCUGUUGUUGGACCAGUCAGAACUUGGAAGCAUUUACCUUGACAAGAAUGAGCCAUGCACCAGGGCAUUCUUCAAUUCUUGUGACACAUACAAGGACAGUUUGAUAUCUAACAAUGAGUGGUGCUACUGCUUCCAAAGACAGCAAGACCCACCUUGCCAGACAGAACUCAGCAACAUUCAGAAGCAGCAAGGAGGGAAGAAGCUCCUAGGGCAGUACAUCCCCUUAUGUGAUGAAGAUGGGUAUUACAAACCAAGUCAGUGCCAUGGAAGCAUAGGGCAGUGCUGGUGUGUUGACAGAUACGGUAAUGAGGUAACAGGAUCCAGGACAACCGGUGCGGCAGAAUGUGCUAUCGAUUUAGAGACUUCAGGUGAUUUUGCCUCUGGUGAUUUCCAUGAAUGGACAGAUGAUGAAGAUGAUGAAGACGAAAUAAUGAAUGAUGAAGAUGAAAUUGAAGAUGAUGAUGAAGACGAAGGAGAUGAUGAUGUUGAUGAUGAUGAUGAUCAUGAUGGAUAUAUUUGAUGAAAUUAGGGGGUCCAUGAAUUGUACCUUUCUAAAAUUCAGAAGAUGACAUUUCAUAAAAUCCCUUUGCUCUCCAAGAUCAAAAGGAUUCUAACAAACAUGUAUAUUUUGUAUGAUUAUUUCAAACAUUGCCGCUGGAGUCAUAGACUUUUUUUUGUUUAAAUAAGACUAAUUAUAUUAUG